UUGUUGUCUUUCCUUUUCUUGGUCCCUGUGCAGGUGGCAUGUAAAAAAACACCCUUUGAGCUCAUUCUCCAGUUUAGAAGUUGAGAUAAAUACAGGAAAUCUUCAUUCACAGAUAGAAUAAGCUAAAUGUCAGUGGGUGUUAUUCCUCCUUCUGAAAUUCCAUAGAGUUACAACAUGCCUGAAGUUUGCUACAAAGAUUCUGCUGGAUGUCAAAUACUCAACUAUGAUUACAAUGGAUUUUUGGUACCGCCAUUUCCAAAUAUUCAAGAAAAUCUUGACAAACUUCCAGAUAUGCCAGUAAGAGAUGAUGAUGUUUUACUUCUAGGCUAUUUUAAAGCUGGUUGCCACUGGAUGUGGGAAAUUACUGGAAUGUUAGUUAAUGGUUCUGCCGAAUAUAACCCAGAAAGCAAGAUGGUUGCAAUGAUGGAAUAUUCGAGCCAAGACCAGCUAGACCAGCUUCCAUCACCCAGAGUUCUAAACAACCACCUGCUCUUGCAUCAUUUACCAAAAGAGAUAUUUACCAAAAAAUCUAAAAUGAUUUUCAUGACACGCAACCCUCGUGAUAUUGCUGCCUCUGCCCACCAUCACACAUUUCAGCUUAAGGAACUACAUCAAUAUGAUGGAGACUGGAAUGGCUUCUUUGAAUUGUUUUUUGAAGGGAAAUUGAAUUACGGUAACUGGUUUGAAUAUAUGCUCCAGUGGGAGAAGGAUAUCAAAGACCACCCAGAACUACCCAUUUUGAUAGUUAAAUAUGAAGACCUUAAAAAGGAUCCAGUGAGCAACGUGGCUAAAGUGGCUGAGUUUUUAGGCCUUCCUAAAAAUGACCAACUUUUUGAAGAUAUUGCUGACAAAUGUACUUUUGACAAAAUGAAAGCAGCAAAACUUACUCAGCUUGAAUUUCGAACUCCUGAUGAAUCAUUGUUUCGUAAAGGUGUUGUUGGAGACUGGAAGAAUUGGUUCACAGUUUCUCAAAAUGAGAGAUUCCAAGUGGAAUGUGACAAAUUUGACAAGCAGUCUACAUUGUUUAGUACAAAGUACUAAAUAUCACUUUAGUAUUGUUAUGAGUUUCUCAUAAACACCUUUAUAUUGCAUGUGUUAAUGUGUUUGAUAUCUUUACUGAUAUCUCAAAAAUCACUUAAUUACUAUAUACAUCAAAAAUAUUUUAAAAUUCUUAGUUUAAUAAUGAUGAUGAUAAUGAUGUGCUUAUUGUAUACAGAGUUCAGAUACGCUACAUCUUAUCAAAAGAGGAUAAAAGAGGAGGCAAAAAACAACAAUAAGUCAAGUAAAGAAAGACAUCAAUGACAAGCAAAAGUGCAUGCAUAACACACAAAGUAAAACUCAAGAAGACAGAUAAGUAAACAGCAAAAGAGUCAUAAAGAGGAAAGGGUGCAUAGGCAUGUCAGGAGCAGUGCUGGGGAAAUUCAGGAAGAAUGGAGGUUUUGAAGAAUGCAAUGUCCUGACAGCAAACAACUGCUACAAGGUGUUUAUUUAACACUUUUGAAUGUGAAAAAAAAAUGUUAAUAGAAAAGCUAAUUAAGAACAAACUCUUAUAUUUCAUAUCCCAUGUGAUAUAAAGGUGAUGAGCUGGCAGAAUUGUUGCCUCAAUGGAAAAAUGCUUACUGACAUGUCUUCAAACUUUCCAUUCUGAGUUCAAAUGCCACUGGGGUUGAGUUUGCUUUUCAUCAUUUUGAGGCCUAUAAAAUAAGUACCAGUUGAGCACUGCAGAUGAUGUAAUUGACUUGCACCCUCCCCCACAAUUGCUGGCCUUGUAUCAAAAUCUAAAACCAAUAUGUUUAAUAUCUUCAUUGAUAUUUAUUAGCUACUUACUUCCUAUAUAUCUAGAACAUAUUUUAAUAUUCACCAUUUCAAAUUGUUAGGUCUUUAUGUUAUAUCAUAGAAGAGUCACUUAAGAAUAAAUAAGCUCUUCUACUCACAUCCCAUUUAUUUCUUGAACUGUCACCAUUUUUCUCAAACUACCAUGCUGGCUUGGGUUAGUUGAGUUGUUGCAAUCCAAGCCAGUUCUUCUCUGUCCAGGAGGAGGAGAAGGACAACAGGGACAACAGCAGUGGUGGCAGCAAUGAUGAUGACAACAAUGAUGAUACUAAUGUAGAGGAUGUAGUGAAAUGUUUAAUUUAUUUCUUGAGAUAUUACCCAAACUAUAAGUAGAUCAGUGACAAAUUGAUAUAGUCAACCUUUAAUAUUUUAAUGGCAAUUUCAAAAUAUUGAUUAGAUAUGUUAGAUCCAGACUUACCACUGACUGCUAUCCAAUGGUAUUUACUGUGAAGUAAUGUUAUUUUAAUAUCAUCAUCAUUUAAUGUCCACUUCCCAAUAAAUAAAUAAAAAUAUUGGAUUCUCUUAAGUACAAUAAAUAAAUGCCCUUAGACUAGAAUAUUAUGUAAUAAUACAAAAUAUCAAUUUAUAAUGACAAUCUUAACUCAAAUAUAUAUUCAGAAGUAGAGUGAAGCAUUUUCUUUACAAUCUAUUAACAAGAAAUUAUGAAGACGGUAUUUUUAAAGAUAUGUAUUUUUUACUGACACAAUUGAAGAAUUUAUAUUUAACAUGAUAUUGUCUUUGGAAACAUUUCAGAACAAAUAAUAAUAAUAAAAGUAAUUGAUGAUGAUGAUGAUGAUAAUAAUAAUAAUAAUAAUAAUAAUAAUAAUAAUAAUUAUCAUUAUUAUUAUUAUUAUUAUUAUUAUUAUUAUUAUUAUAAUAUUAUUAUUAUUAUUAUUAUUAUUAUUAUUAUUAUUAUAUUAACUAUAAACUUUUCAUUAGAAAACUUAUAAUCUGUAACUUUAGAUAUGAAAUACGCACAAAUACGUGUGUGUGUGUGUGUAGGUGCAAGCAUGACAGUGUGGUAAGAAGUUUGCUUUUCAACCACAUGGUCCUAGUUUCAGUCCUACUUCAUGGCACCUUGGGCAACUGUCUUCUACUAUAGCCUCAGGUUGAUCAAAACCUUGUGAAUGGAUUUGGUAGGCAGAAACAAGUACUGGGUUCGAUUUGUUCAACUUAAAUUCUUCAAGGCUGUACACCAGCAUGGCCAUAGUCUAAUGACUGAAGCAAGAAAAAGGCAAAAAAAAAUUAUACAUAGAUACAUACUUACAUACAAACAUACAUACAUAUGUACGUGUGUGUAUGUAUAUAUACACACACACACACAAAUACACACACUCACUCAUAUAUGUGUAAUUAUAAUAUAUAUACACACAUAUAUAUAUUGUUUAAAUGAUUGUCAUUAAUUUGUAAUAAAUAAUAUAAUUUUAGAAUUGAGAAAUAAAAAGAUUUCAUUGACA
Molecule: messenger RNA, 3290 nt
Organism: Octopus bimaculoides (California two-spot octopus)
Lineage: Eukaryota; Metazoa; Mollusca; Cephalopoda; Octopoda; Octopodidae
Product: sulfotransferase 1B1
Molecular function (GO): sulfotransferase activity
Source: RefSeq, a predicted model, not a curated record